UUAGAAGCAGGACCUUUGGAAGUCUCAGCUCUUGCUUUUGAGGACCGAAGCCAGUUUUGCAUGAUAAAAAGUGGCGCCGUAUUUGGAAGACACGCCUCGUGUAUUUUCUGUUGUGCUGGACUUUAGACAAAACUCACCUGGGAAAAAUCUGACAGGCAAUUAACUACUGGAACUUCCAAAUUAUGUAUUUGCUGGUCCUUUUGCUCUCCGCAUAAAUAUUUUAGGAAGUGUAUGGGAAUUUUGCCUCUGGGAACUUUGGUAACAGCCAAAGACUGAACUUAAAACUCUCAAAGCAAGACUCAGAAGAAGAUAGUCUCCCUUGGCACUUGACUUUGGAUUCUGGUCGCCCACUUUUUAAAGCACUAAGCGGUCGGUUGCUAAGAGUCCUGCCCGGGUCUGAGGCCGAUCGGCAAAACUAGAAUUUUCCCCCUCCUGGACUGUUAGUAACUUAGUCUGCCCCCUUCCCCAGCCAGCCCACAGCAAUAAAGCUCCCUGAACUUGUAUGUUGGUCUCCCGGGAGCUGCUUGCUGAAGAUCUGCGCCCCUGUCGCCGUCUGGUAGGAGCUGUUUGCAGGGUCCUAACUCAAUCGGCUUGUUGUGAUGCGUAUCCCCGUAGAUGCCAGCACGAGCCGCCGCUUCACGCCGCCUUCCACCGCGCUGAGCCCGGGCAAGAUGAGCGAGGCGCUGCCGCUGGGCGCCCCGGACGCCGGCGCCGCCCUGGCCGGCAAGCUGAGGAGCGGCGACCGCAGCAUGGUGGAGGUGCUGGCCGACCACCCGGGCGAGCUGGUGCGCACCGACAGCCCCAACUUCCUGUGCUCUGUGCUGCCCACGCACUGGCGCUGCAACAAGACCCUGCCCAUCGCUUUCAAGGUGGUGGCACUGGGGGACGUUCCAGAUGGCACUCUGGUCACUGUGAUGGCAGGCAAUGACGAAAACUACUCAGCCGAACUGAGAAAUGCAACAGCGGCCAUGAAAAACCAAGUCGCGAGAUUCAAUGACCUCAGGUUUGUCGGUCGGAGUGGAAGAGGAAAGAGCUUCACUCUGACCAUCACCGUCUUCACAAACCCACCACAAGUCGCCACCUACCACAGAGCCAUCAAAAUCACAGUGGACGGACCCCGAGAACCUCGAAGACAUCGUCAGAAACUAGAUGAUCAGACCAAGCCCGGGAGCUUGUCCUUUUCCGAGCGGCUCAGUGAACUGGAGCAGCUGCGGCGCACGGCCAUGAGGGUCAGCCCACACCAUCCGGCCCCUACACCCAACCCUCGGGCCUCCUUGAACCACUCCACUGCCUUUAACCCUCAGCCUCAGAGUCAGAUGCAGGAUACAAGGCAGAUCCAGCCGUCCCCACCAUGGUCCUACGAGCAGUCCUACCAGUACCUGGGACCCAUUGCCUCUCCUUCUGUCCACCCAGCAACACCCAUCUCGCCUGGACGGGCCAGCGGCAUGACAACCCUCUCUGCAGAGCUUUCCAGUCGGCUCUCAACGGCGCCCGACCUGACGGCCUUCGGCGACCCGCGCCAGUUUUCCGCGCUGCCCUCCAUCUCCGACCCCCGCAUGCACUACCCCGGCGCCUUCACCUACUCCCCGACGCCCGUCACGUCGGGCAUCGGCAUCGGCAUGUCGGCCAUGAGCUCGGCCACGCGUUACCACACGUACCUGCCGCCGCCCUACCCCGGCUCGUCGCAGGCGCAGGGCGGCCCGUUCCAGGCCAGCUCGCCGUCCUACCACCUGUACUACGGCGCGUCAGCCGGCUCCUACCAGUUCUCCAUGGUGGGCGGCGAGCGGUCGCCGCCGCGCAUUCUGCCGCCCUGCACCAACGCCUCCACCGGCUCGGCGCUGCUCAACCCCAGCCUCCCGAACCAGAGCGACGUGGUGGAGGCCGAGGGCAGCCACAGCAACUCCCCAACCAACAUGGCGCCCGCCGCGCGCCUCGAGGAGGCCGUCUGGCGACCCUACUGAGGCUGCGCACGCGCUCUCCGUGCGGCCGGGCGUCGUCCCGGAAGCGCCUCCUUCGGGCUCCGGCCUCGUGUGCUCGGGAAACCCGCGUGGGCCCGGCCGCCGGCCCUGGGGAGCGCGCCGCUGCCAGCCGCCGUGGUGAUCUUGUUCCGGGCAGGGCCCCGGGGCCGCCUGUGCUUCUCAAGUCCGUGCAGUUCGCAAUUGCCGUUGGCCCAUCUCAGAUUUUUCUAACCUGAUGCAACUUGAGGGUGUCCGCUUCACCACCCCGUGGACACGCUGUAAGGCAAACAGAAAGAUUCCCAGAGGGAAACUGUGAAUGCUUCUGAUUUAGCAAUGCUGUGAAUAAAAGAAAGAUUUU
This is a messenger RNA of Balaenoptera ricei (Rice's whale), 2316 nucleotides long. It is a transcript of the gene RUNX1, whose product is annotated as RUNX family transcription factor 1. The transcript has 6 exons. Bases 600 to 1961 code for a protein of 453 amino acids. Gene Ontology annotation, molecular function: RNA polymerase II cis-regulatory region sequence-specific DNA binding; ATP binding; DNA-binding transcription factor activity, RNA polymerase II-specific. Lineage: Eukaryota; Metazoa; Chordata; Mammalia; Artiodactyla; Balaenopteridae. The record is from RefSeq and is a predicted model, not a curated record. Gene Ontology annotation, cellular component: nucleus. Gene Ontology annotation, biological process: neuron differentiation; hemopoiesis; regulation of transcription by RNA polymerase II.